This is a messenger RNA of Protopterus annectens (West African lungfish), 1707 nucleotides long. Its product is annotated as T-cell-specific guanine nucleotide triphosphate-binding protein 2-like. Gene Ontology annotation, cellular component: membrane. NCBI's taxonomy places the organism in Eukaryota, Metazoa, Chordata, Ceratodontiformes, Protopteridae. Gene Ontology annotation, molecular function: GTP binding. The coding region runs from base 273 to 1610 and encodes 445 amino acids. The record is from RefSeq and is a predicted model, not a curated record. The transcript is spliced from 2 exons.
UCUUGAAACUGGCAGUUUAACCUGUGGGAGGAGUUUGUAGUUGUAUCGAAGUUAUGUUUCUUUUCUCUGAGCAGUGCAGUGGAGCAGCUAAUCAGUCUAAUAAAGCCUGAAGGUAGGCUUCUUUACCAGGGAGAAAAAAAUAUUUUCAAAAAAUGUUACAGGCAAAAGCGUAGCCUCUGGUUUGCACUGCCUCUCACACAGAUGACACUGAGAUGAGCUUUUUACUUUCAUUUUCCUAGAAACAAAGGAGAGGUGGAGAUUAACAGGAUAAGAUGGCAGAGUCGAAGCUUGAGAAGUACUUCACUAGUGAACAACAAAAAGAACUGCAGAAAGCCUAUAAGAGUGGAGAUCUUGAGCAAAUAGAUAUGCUGAUUGAGCAGAAACAGAAAGCUCUUAAAGACACAAUCUUCAAUGUUGCAGUGACUGGGGAAACAGGAACAGGAAAGUCAACUCUUAUAAAUGCAAUGAGAGGCCUUCUUGUUGAUGAUGGGGAAGAAGCAUUAGCAGCCCCAACAGGAGUUACAGAAACAACCUUGGUGCCAACUCCCUACCCACAUUUUCACUUCCCCAAUGUUGUGUUCUGGGAUCUCCCAGGUGUGGGUACCCCAAAUUUUAUAGCACAGGAUUACCUAAAAGAUAUGAACUUUGAGUGCUAUGAUUUCUUUCUUAUUGUCUCAAGUUGUCGCUUCAGGGAAAAUGAUGCAAAACUUGCACAGGAGAUUGAACGAAUGAGGAAACCCUUUUAUUUUGUAAGAACUAAAAUAGAUCUUGAUAUGUAUAGUCUCCAAAAGAGACGCAAGAAUGCAAAUCAAAAAGAAAUUCUUGAGCAGAUUAGAGCUGACUGUGUAUCUAAUUUACAGAGUGCUGGAAUGUCACAGCCUCAGGUUUUUCUGUUGUCAAGCUUUGAAUGGGAAAAUUAUGAUUAUGACCAUUUACAAAAAGUACUGUUUGAAAAGUUAAGAGAGAUUAGAAAGUAUGAUAUUCUGAAUCUGGAAGAACACAUAUUGAACAUCGCUGUGACCGGUGAGACUACAGCUGGAAAAACCUCUCUAAUUAGUGCCCUUUUGAAUAUGGAAGGUAUAGAUAAGGGUACACCUACAACAGACGUAACUCCUUAUGAGUACCCCCUCAUCUCAAAUAUUAUUUUCUGGGACCUGCCAGGAGUCGACACAGAUAGUGUUAAUUGGCAGGAGUAUUCAAAGAAAGUGCAUCUAGAAAGCUAUGACUUCUAUAUUAUUGUUUCGGGAGGCCCUUUUAGUAAGAAUACUGAGACCAUUGUCCAUGAAAUUAAAAAAAUGGAUAAAAAGUUUUGCUUUGUGCGAACUAAAGUUGAUCUGGAAAUAAUGUCAUCAGAGAAAAGUGAGGACUCUGUUCUAGAAGGGAUUCGUAAUGACUAUGUUAGUAGCUUUGACAGAUCUACAGCUUGCCCUACACACAUUUUUCUUGUGUCAAACUACAACCAGAUCAAAUAUGAUUUUCUGAAUUUACAAGUUAUGCUUUCCGAAAAUUUGCAAAAAAUCAAGAAACAGACUCUGCUAGUUGCAUUUGUUAAUGAGAACUUAAGAGAAGAAACAAAGAGGCCACAUCGCUCAUUUUGUAGUUUGAUGUAAAACUAAAGUACAAAACCUAAUAUAACAUCUUUUCACAUAUUAUGCUGGUAUUUUUCUUCUCUACUGUGUGCAGAAAAAUAAAAUCUUAGGUGUUCAA